GGUUGUUGACACUCUCCAAAAGUCCGCGCUGCUCUCACGGAUAACGGAGACAUUAUUACAGCUCGUCUCGGCUCCCUGUGUGUCCUCUGCUGUUCGGCACGAGGAAGGACACACCGCCGCACGGACUGUCACCGUGGAGUCACUAUUUUUUUCUUUACAUCCGUCUGUGUUUCUGAACUUUUCUUGCUCCCUGUGAGCUCGUGACGCCUUCUCCUUCCUCUCGCUCUUCUGUCUGGAGACGGAGAGAAAUGGCAGAGAAGCGGCGGUCCCCGUGCGCGCUGAGCGUCAAGGCUCAUGCUUUCUCCGUGGAGGCGCUGAUCGGAGCGGAGAAGAGACGCAGGACGGCCGCAGAGGAUGCUGUGUCCCCCGGGUACGAGGACGGAACUGAUGUCUCUGAUCUAACCGGGAGUCCCGGGCCGCGAGCCGACAGAGCGUGCACCAGCGACCGGGGCAGCGAGGCGGAAUGUGCCAGUGACGGAUCCCCAGAGAGCGAGGACGCGCUGCUGGAGAGCCCGCAGCCUGCAGCUGUGUGCACGGCCCCGGUAACCGGCAGCGGAGAAGAGACCCGCGUGGACUUGCAGGGAUCAGACCUGUGGAAACGCUUCCACGAGAUCGGCACGGAAAUGAUCAUCACCAAGGCUGGACGGCGGAUGUUCCCCGCUAUGCGUGUAAAGAUUACGGGCUUGGACCCACAUCAGCAGUAUUACAUUGCCAUGGAUAUAAUCCCCGUGGACAACAAGCGAUACAGGUACGUGUACCACAGCUCCAAGUGGAUGGUAGCGGGGAAUGCGGACUCUCCUGUGCCGCCCAGAGUGUACAUCCACCCGGACUCCCCGGCCUCAGGGGAGACGUGGAUGCGUCAGGUGGUCAGCUUCGACAAACUGAAACUGACCAACAACGAACUGGACGACCAGGGACAUAUCAUUCUGCACUCCAUGCACAAGUACCAGCCUCGGGUGCAUGUGAUCCGUAAGGAGUGUGGAGAGGAGUUAUCCCCAGUGAGAGCCGUCCCUGCUGGGGAAGGCACCCGCACCUUUGCCUUCCCAGAGACAGUGUUCACCACCGUCACAGCAUAUCAGAAUCAACAGAUUACAAGGCUGAAAAUUGACAGAAACCCAUUUGCCAAAGGCUUCAGGGACUCUGGCAGAAACCGGAUGGGUCUGGAGGCGUUGGUGGAGUCUUAUGCAUUCUGGCGUCCAUCUCUGCGAACACUCACAUUUGAGGACAUCCCUGGGAUUACUAAGCAAGGGCUCCCUGGAGGUCAUGGUGGACUCGGACCACCAUCUCACCUGCUCUCCACAUCUCCGUGCUCCACACCUUUCCAGGUCUGCCCUCUCAGCCCACCGGAAUACACUUGCAGCCGACCCACACACCCUCUCCAUCGUUAUGGCAACCCCCCAGAGCCGUUCCCCCCUCCCAGAGGUCCAUCGGCGUAUGAAAGUGAAGGAUUCUGUUCUCUGCCUCUCCCUGCUUCUCAACUUGGCUAUCUAUCCAACCCCACCUCACAGGGUUACGCUGGGCUACGCCUCCACACACCGCCAUACAGCCUGUACGGUUACACAUUCCCUCCCUCACCACGCCUCGCAGCCAGUCCUGAUAAAAUGGCUGCCGCUGCCACUGCCAAUCAUCAGAGUCCAUUCCUUGGCUCGUCUCCCAGUGGGACUCUAACGGACAGUCUGGGUGUACUCAGUGGAGGACAGCAGGGCUUUUUGUUUGACUCUCGGACUUUAGGAUUGGCAGGUAGCCAGUCGGGAGGUGGGGCCUCACAGGUCACUGCCCACAUGGGCUGAAUUUGACUCCAGACAUCUAGGGUUGUCACGAAAGCCAAAUGACACCCUGUAAUGGGUGCAAGUUGCUUUUGGUUCAGAGCAUUGUACGAAUUAAUCUUCCAUGUGCUGAACAAGCAUCAGGCUGAACUGUGGACUGAUCCAGCCUUUGCCUCUGUGAGCAUAAAGAGCUUGUCAAAGCUCCUUUAACUGAAGGGAAUAUUUUUUAUCAAGUUAUCUUUCAACUACGUUCUCUAGGACAUGCAUGUGAUGCUGCAGUGGUCACAAAAGGGAGAAACUUCCUGCGGCUUUGGACAAGGAGUCCAAGCGAUGUAACUCAGUGACUGAACUGGAGCUGAAUAUGGAUUGGGCAGAAACUGGGCUGGCCCAGGCACUCAAAGCAAGCACUUCAACCCCUGGCAGGAGGCCCUGAAGCAGUAACUAUUAUACUCACGCAGCAUUCUACACUGCCUCCUUGAUCUCGCCUACUUUGGAUGGAGUUACUGAACACUGCUUUUAAACUUGUUUUUAUGGGAUACAUUGACUAAAUUCCUUUUGUCAAUUAAAUUCUUUGUCAUUACAUGCCUGGUGGUGUUCUUGAUCAAGUCUUUGGAACAUGUAGUCCAUCUAGUAAUGUGCACUACAGAAAGAGCCUUUUCACCACUCAGACUUUAAAUUUUUUUUUUUACACACAACACCAGAAGAGCUUGUCAUAUUAACAUGAUGACAUCAUGGCCAUGAGAGACCAUGGGAGAUACUCCAGUGACAGUUAUGGACUGACGAAGUUAAAGCAGCAGGAGAAUGAUGGAUGACGGACUGAUCUACAUAGUCUACGUCUGGUUUGACAGACGUUUCCUUGAUGCAGCUGUUUGGAUGUCAGGCUGAAGUACAUCUUUCCUUGUGCAACACAGACGUUACUGCACAUGAUGACUCUGUAAAUAGUGAGGGGAAGGCAGGUGGAAGGAGAGAUGUGUAUAUAAAGGGCUGUGUGACCCUACGCACUUAAAAAACCCCAAUGCACCUGCUUCUGCUCUUUAGACUGGGUCAGGUACGCAACUACCAGCCCUGAACUUGACUGAAAAGCUUUUCUUUGCAAACACGCGCUACUCCAGCACGCCCUUUGGCCGAGGACAUUUACAUGUUCUGUGACCUUUUUUGAGCCAAAUAAAAUAUAUCUAUUCAUGUCACAAUGUU
Centropristis striata (black sea bass) is the source of this 2960-nucleotide messenger RNA. RefSeq names its product T-box transcription factor 18 (gene tbx18). Gene Ontology annotation, molecular function: DNA-binding transcription factor activity, RNA polymerase II-specific; RNA polymerase II cis-regulatory region sequence-specific DNA binding. The transcript is spliced from 8 exons. NCBI's taxonomy places the organism in Eukaryota, Metazoa, Chordata, Actinopteri, Perciformes, Serranidae. Bases 249 to 1790 code for a protein of 513 amino acids. Gene Ontology annotation, biological process: regulation of transcription by RNA polymerase II; cell fate specification; positive regulation of DNA-templated transcription. Gene Ontology annotation, cellular component: nucleus. The record is from RefSeq and is a predicted model, not a curated record.